AUCAUCAUGGUAAUGAUUGAAUCUGAUUCUGAAAUCGAAAUGGAAUGGUACUAACUAAUGGUACGGUACGGUACAGGUACAAUAACAAUGUUGAAUGUAGGAACCUUGUCAGUUAUUUUGAGAUACCUACGGUUAUACAAAUUUAAAAAAUAAAUUAGUAGGCUACGGUGUAAGCAAGUAUCUUGAAUAAUGGACAAAGCAGGAAAAUCCUUACAACAAAAAAUAGACGACUACGAAACACAGUUGUCGCAGAUCAAAAGAGCCUUGUCAUUAACUGAAAGUGAAGAAGAAAGAGGAAAUCUAUUAUGUCUGGAAAAAGAUUUGACAGAAUUGAUUUCACUGACAAGAGAAACUCUAAACACUAUUCAAAAAUCGCCAAAAAAUGAACCAAAUCCUAGUACAGACGAUCCAUUUUCGGCUGAAUAUGCACUCUUUAGGGCUGAGCUAGCAGAGCUGGAAGAAGACAUAACAUCCAACAACCCGGAUGCCUUAGAACCAGGAACGUCAUCCAUCAGUGAAGAGAAUCUCCUGCAGCUGCAGACGGUAAAAAUCAUUGAAGAAAUGGCCUCAACAUCAGCUAUUGCUACAAACUCAGUCAAGGAGCAAAAAGGGUCUUAUCACAGGUGCUCUUUUAUUGGAUGUGGAUUAACACAACGAAAAAACCCACACCUACGUUCAUUUCAGACGGUAAAAAUCAUUGAAGAAAUGGCCUCAACAUCAGCUAUUGCUACAAACUCAGUGAAGGAGCAAAAAGGGUCUUAUCACAGGUGCUCUUUUAUUGGAUGUGGAUUAACACAACGAAAAAACCCACACCUGCAUUUUUUCAGGUUUCCCACAAGGAGGCCAAAUGUAUUGGAACAAUGGCUGGUCAACUGUGGUAAUGAAGAUCUAAUUGCUCUUUCGGAUAAAACUUUGUAUUCGAGGAAGGUGUGUGAAAAACAUUUCACAAUAGAAAGUUUUACAAACCUUACAAAGAAUUAUUUGAAAAAGGACGCGGUUCCUACAUUACUGUGCAUUGGAAAUUAUGAACAACAAGAAUUGCAUGACCAGUCUCCUCAAGAAUUAUCUUUACCUUCAAUUGAAAACUAUACUAUUGUUUCUCAACAGUCUCCAUCAAUAAUUGAUACCCAAAUUCAACCUCAAACGAGUCCCUCACCGGCCUCUCCAACAACUCCUAACACUCCUCAGUACAAAAGAUUUAAGAGUGUCAAAAACAGAACACCAACACCACGCAAACAGUUUUUGACUCCAGUAAAGAGGAGGCUUUUGUUAAAGUUGAAGUCGUCAGAAAAGAAAACAAAGAAGUUUCAAGCCAGAGUAAGGCGCAUGAAAAACAAAAAGCAUACAUUGAGCAAACAGGAAGAAAUCCUUGCCCUUAAGGGAACCAAAUGUCAAGCACCGUACAGUCAUCAUUGGCAGAGAGCCGAUACCAGCAGUAGUAGUGAUAGUCAGGGCUACCACAACGCUCUCAUUAUAGAUGUAGAAACACCUAAAGUAGCCGAGGACCUAUCUCUCAUACAGGUACGAGUUUUAUUUGUGAACCCAACAGAGAAACAGAUGUGUCCGUGUCCAUUCUACCUCGAGGGAAAAUGUAAAUUUAGCGAUGAAAAAUGCAAUUAUUCCCAUGGAGAGAUUGUUCCUUUUUCUGACAUCAGGGAGUACAAAGAGCCUGAUUUCAGCCUAGUAAGAGAGGGAGCUCCAAUUUUGGCCAAACAGAAAGACAGCCUAUGGCAUCGAGCUCGUGUAAAACAGAUUGUUGAUGACAGCAAAGUCAGGGUUCAGUUUGAAACCAAUAGUCACAAUACUGUUGAAAUGGACCUUCAUGAUGUACUUCCCCUAUGUGGUGUGGCGGGAAGUGAUAACAGCAGUAGUGAUAGUGACAGUGACAGUGAUGACAGUAACAACACCGAGGUAGAAGCUCCUGUACAAGAAGACGUAUUUAUGAGAAUGACCACAACAGCUCCAUCCACCAAACUAGGAGAGUGGGAAAAACAUACAAAGGGUAUUGGAUCCCGCUUAAUGGCCAACAUGGGGUACGUUGUUGGCUGCGGACUGGGGAAACGAGGCGAAGGUCGUAUAGAACCUGUAGAAGCUACAGCCUACCCUCCGGGCAAGUCACUUGACAUGUGUAUGGCUCUGAGGGAAGCAGCGGGAGGAGAUCCUGACAUGUUCAAAGCAGAGAAACGACAACGUAAACAACAACAAAAGCUGUUGCAACUACAAAAGAAGCUCAAGGAAAGAGAAGAAUUUCGGACGGAUGUAUUCACCUUCCUUAAUGACAAACUUGCAGGUAAAACUGAUGCCAAACCCAAAGCUUCUCAUCAAAUCCUUGCCUCAUCUUCUAGCAAAGGAUUGGCGGUAGAGAGGUUUCAGUUGGCAGAAAACAUUAAGAAGAAGCAGAAGGAUAUAGGAAAGCUGAAAGAGUCUUUGAAAAGGCACGAAAGUGGAUCUUUGGCCCAUAAGGCAAUAACUAAUAAAAUCAAAGAUGCUCAGUCCGACUUGGGUGUUUUACAAAAUAAUGACACAAUGAUUGCAAGGGAACAAGGCCAAAGAGAUAACAGGAAGAAAAUGGCUGUGUUUUAAAAUUACAUUGUGAUUUUGUACAAAGUGUAAAUAACUCUAUUUGUAUAAAAAAUAAAUUAAGCUAACUUAAA
Molecule: messenger RNA, 2654 nt
Organism: Macrosteles quadrilineatus (aster leafhopper)
Lineage: Eukaryota; Metazoa; Arthropoda; Insecta; Hemiptera; Cicadellidae
Product: zinc finger CCCH-type with G patch domain-containing protein
Exons: 11
Coding region: 190-2583 (797 amino acids)
Biological process (GO): negative regulation of DNA-templated transcription; regulation of transcription by RNA polymerase II
Cellular component (GO): nucleus
Molecular function (GO): metal ion binding; DNA-binding transcription factor activity, RNA polymerase II-specific; RNA polymerase II cis-regulatory region sequence-specific DNA binding
Source: RefSeq, a predicted model, not a curated record